CUAAGGACCGUUCUUUUAUCGCUAAUCAAGUCCGUCACUCCCGGGCUGGUUCACCUAGAUACAUCAUCCGCGCGCGUUGUAUGUCUCUAGUUCUGCCACAGUGACAAUCUCCCACGACAUAACUAACAAAUAAUUUCCUGCUAUGAAUGAUCUGAACGACUCAUGUUCCGCCGAAAUCGAGAAGGGCCAGGCCAAGGUCGACGCCGGCCUUCUCCCCCGAGACCACUAUAAACACCGUCUGCCGCGAUGGAGAUACAUGGCGCGGCAACGGCUGCUGCCGCUCGUGAGAUGGGAGACACCAUAUCUCGCGUGGAUGCAGGAGCACUGUCGCACGCCCUUCCUUGACUCCUACUUCGCGCUCACGGCGAAUCUGGGAACGCACACGUUCUUUAUGACCAUGCUGCCGAUGUUGUUUUGGUUUGGGUUCACAGAUCUUGGGCGAGGAGCUGUGCAUGUACUGGCGUCGGGUGUCUUCUUCAGCGGGUUUGUGAAGGAUCUGCUAUGCCUGCCACGACCGCUAUCGCCGCCUCUACACCGGAUCACGAUGUCGGGGUCUGCGGCGCUGGAAUAUGGCUUUCCAAGUACCCACUCGACGAACGCCGUUUCGGUGGCGCUUUACGGCCUACUCGCGCUCAAUGAUUCACCUAGCGUUCCGUCACAUGUCCGCGUCGGUCUGCAGUCGUUGGCCGCGGUAUAUACCUUCUCGAUCAUCUUCGGCCGGCUGUACUGCGGCAUGCACGGCUUCUUGGAUGUGAUAGUCGGGAUCACGCUCGGCGCAUUCCUUGCGGUCGUGCAAUGGGUGUUCCGGCAUGACAUAGAUGCCUACGUGUUUGGCGAUAGCUUCGUCCCCAUCUUGACUAUCGCGAUUGGGAUUCUGGUCCUGGUCAGGAUUCAUCCAGAGCCGGCGGAUGCGUGUCCGUGUUUCGAUGACGGCGUGGCGUUCGCGGCGGUCAUCUUUGGGGUUGAGCUCGGUAAUUGGCAUUACUCGAAGACCGUGUGGAGCUGGAACGAGCCAUCGCUCGGAACGGUCCCAUAUGAGUAUCAGCAGCUUGGGCUGGUAAAGUCCUUUCUGCGAGUUAUCGUAGGUAUCGUGAUCAUAUUUCUCUGGCGCGGAACUGCAAAGCCCACAUUCCACCACUUCCUUCCACCAAUCUACCGUCUGGUCGAACGCAUUGGCCUUCUGCUCCCACGCAAAGACUUCAUCUCCGCCUCAGAGUACAAGAAGGUUCCCCAGCUGCCAGAUGACACUCUCCCCUCCCUCGACGAGCUUCCCUCCCUUGUCCGCUCCAUCCGGCGUCCACGCUCCGACUCGGUCGGCCCACAGUCCGCCGCCGAUGCCUACGAAACCCUGGCAUACCGCGAGAUGCGGCGGCGGGAGAGUAACGCCGCAUCCACUGCCCCCAAACCGAGGGAGGUGGAUAAAUACGAGAGGGAGAUGGGGACAGGAGUGGUCGAUGUGGAUGCUCUCUACAGAGGGAAUCAUGAUUGCGAGCAUGAUUAUGCCUGUGGAAAUAGUGAGGGCGAGGAGGAGAGGGAGGUGUUUAGACGCAUUGAACCGUUCAAACCACGCGUUAGAUAUGAUGUUGAGGUCGUUACGAAGCUGGUGGUUUAUGCUGGAAUCGCCUGGUGGGCCGUCGAGGGUGCUCCUAUCAUCUUUGAGCUCGUGGGCCUGGGAAUGGGUGCUGUGGGGGCAGUGAUAUGAUACCUAUCCACUUGCUCAAUUGGGUUGUGUAGGUGUGAUGAUACAAUUUAUAUGGUUGUCCUGUUUAUCUGGGAGAAUGGCGAGAUGGGGGAGUGGGGUGCUCAUAGUAAUGGAAUGCGUGGUUCCCCGUCACUCGACUGUACUCUAUGGCAAAAACUUGUAUCUGUAUGCGUGCGGGCCAGCCGUCAUAUAAUAUCACUCGGAAA
Molecule: messenger RNA, 1908 nt
Organism: Tricharina praecox
Lineage: Eukaryota; Fungi; Ascomycota; Pezizomycetes; Pezizales; Pyronemataceae
Exons: 7
Coding region: 143-1702 (519 amino acids)
Cellular component (GO): endoplasmic reticulum membrane
Molecular function (GO): sphingosine-1-phosphate phosphatase activity
Source: RefSeq, a predicted model, not a curated record